Botrytis porri is the source of this 1614-nucleotide messenger RNA. RefSeq lists its product as uncharacterized. Gene Ontology annotation, molecular function: transmembrane transporter activity. NCBI's taxonomy places the organism in Eukaryota, Fungi, Ascomycota, Leotiomycetes, Helotiales, Sclerotiniaceae. Gene Ontology annotation, biological process: transmembrane transport. Bases 1 to 1614 code for a protein of 537 amino acids. The transcript has 12 exons. The record is from RefSeq and is a predicted model, not a curated record.
AUGGCGUCAACUACCAGUUCCACUUCAAGCUCUGGCUCAGAGACUCAUUGGUUCGAAAAUGUAGUUGUACUUGAUCUGGAUCUCGAAGUACAAGAAGUCGAAAAACAACCUGUUGUAGAGGCUCCAUCUACUCCAGCUCGCAUCACCCGUUCUCAAUCUCUUACCCGCCUAGGCAUCCAGCAGAGAUUCACGCAUCCAAAUUCGCAUUUGAAGACCACAGAAGCUGAUGUUGUUGAUUUCGAUGGUGCUGAUGAUCCUUAUCAACCUCUGAAUUGGCCAUUCAGAAAGAAGCUGAUCACUACAUUUGUCUAUGGCUUGUUCACCAUGACUUCGACCUGGGCAAGUUCUGUAUACAGUCCUGCUAUUGACCAAGUUGCAGCCGAAUUUAAGGUUUCUCCUGAGGUUAGUCUACUAGGUGUAAGCUUCUUAUUGCUAGGAUUUGGAUUUGGUCCUCUGCUAUGGGCUCCUCUUUCUGAAAUUUAUGGCAGAAAGGCUGCAGUCUUAACUCCAGUCUUCAUCUCAGCAUGCUUUUCAUUUGGUUCCGCCACUGCGAAAGACAUUCAGACACUGCUCUUGACACGAUUCUUUGCUGGUAUUUUCGGAGCUGCUCCUGUGACAAAUACCGGCGGCGUUCUAUCUGAUAUCUGGGCACCCCAAUCGCGAGGAACAGCUAUCGUCGGCUAUGCGUUUGCUGUUGUUGGAGGUCCUACCAUGGGUCCCAUUGUGGGAGGAGCCAUCACAUCAAGCUAUCUGGGAUGGAGAUGGACAGAAUAUAUAACCGGAAUCAUGCAAAUGGCAGUCUUACUCCUUGGCGCUCUUGUCCUUAACGAAACCUAUCCAGACGCACUCCUAGUCACCAAAGCACGUCGUCUCCGCCACGAUACUGGAAAUUGGGCUUUACAUGCCAGACACGAAGAGCGCAGCUUCAGCUUUAGAGAGAUGGGCGAUAAGUUCUUGAUGCGACCCUUUCGUUUACUGGGAACCCCGAUUUGCUUUCUCAUGGUACUUUAUGCUUCGUUUGUUUAUGGAAUUCUCUAUUUGUGCCUGGCUGCGAUUCCUGUACAAUUUGCACUGGCUAGAGGCUAUGGACCUGUAACUUCAGAACUUCCAUUUCUUGCGCUUCUCCUAGGUACAAUCUUCGGUGGCGCUGCAAACAUUCUCAACAAAAAAUUCUAUACCCGCAAGUUUGAAGCAAAUAACAACCAGCCCGUCCCCGAAGCUCGCCUCCCUCCAAUGAUGAUCGGCAGUAUAUUCUUCGCAGCAGGUCUCUUCAUCUUCGGCUGGACAUCCUCCUCAAACAUUCACUGGGUAGCUCCAUGCAUCGGCCUCGUCUUCAUGGGAUUUGGCUUCUUUACCAUUUUCCAAUCUGCGCUCAACUAUCUCAUCGACACUUUCUCCUCAUGUGCAGCAAGUGCGGUUGCGGCCCAAACAUUUGUACGAGCCCUCUUUGCUGCCUUGUUUCCCCUGUUUGUUACUCCCAUGUUUCAGGGUUUGGGAAUUGAGUGGGGAAGUAGUGUGCUGGGUUUCGUUGCAACGGCGCUUAUACCCAUUCCGUUCUUGUUUUAUGUUUAUGGUAAGAGGAUUAGAAUGAAGGGUAAAUUCACCACCAAGUAG